Diaporthe amygdali is the source of this 1476-nucleotide messenger RNA. RefSeq lists its product as uncharacterized. The record is from RefSeq and is a predicted model, not a curated record. Bases 1 to 1476 code for a protein of 491 amino acids. Lineage: Eukaryota; Fungi; Ascomycota; Sordariomycetes; Diaporthales; Diaporthaceae. The transcript has 5 exons. Gene Ontology annotation, molecular function: hydrolase activity.
AUGCGCCUCUCAGCCCUCGGGCAGAUCUGGUUCCUUGAAUCCUUGGCGUGUUAUGUGCAGGCAUCAGGAGCUGUGGUACAGGCCGGCGGGGUGGAGUACCAUGGACUACAAAAUUCCACUGCCAGAAUUAACUCAUUCUACGGCAUCCGCUACGCCAGUGCACCCACCUCAUAUCUGAGAUGGAGACCACCAGUGCCCAUCAAAACUCGCAGCGAGCGAGUCAUUAUCGAUGCCCGCAGACGUGGGCCAGUAUGUCCCCAGAGCUAUCCGCCAUGGACCCCAGCCGCUUUGUCGAGUGCAAGAGAAGAUGAGGAUUGCUUGUUGCUGGACAUUGUGGCACCCACGGUAGCAACGUCCGACAAGCUACCAGUCAUGGUUCAGAUUCAUGGAGGAGGAUACGUUGGUGGCAGCGCAGCCUCCGCCCCUGGAGCCAGCUUAGUUCACCAAGCAAAUGGCACGCUGAUCUAUGUGGCCAUCCAGUAUCGCCUUGGACCUCUUGGCUUCCUGGCUGGGGACCAAAUUGCCGCAAACGGUUCUUGGAACGGCGGUCUUCUCGAUCAAAGGGCUGCGCUAGACUGGGUCCAACAGAAUAUUCACUUCUUCGGUGGUGAUCCUGAAAAGGUCACCAUUGUCGGAGGAAGUGCUGGCGGUGCUUCGGCAAGCUUGCAAAUGAUGAUCUACCACUCCGGGGAUUUUGCGUAUGGAACUUACUACUGGGGCCCAGCUGUUGAUGGCCACAUUCUUCACGAACGCCCAUUGGAGGCGUUCAGCCGGGGUCAUUUUCAUAAGGUACCUAUCCUCAUCAAUCGUGAUGGCAACGAAGGCUUUACUUUCUCAAACACGUCUAUAGCCACGGAAGAUGAGGUGAUUUCGGAUCUCAAAUGCUCGUGGCCAAAUGAGACAUUCCUCGCUGAAUCACUGACGCUAUAUCCCGGAUUGUUAUACAACACCAGUAUGAUCGAAGACUUGACCGCUAUUCAAGCUCUUGAAGCUGCUUCAGGUGUCGACCUGCCCCUGAGCAAUGCAUUCGUUCAGAGAGAAUCACUAUUUGGUGAUGCUCUGGUCAAUUGUCCAACCAGAUACAUCGCCGAGGCAGCAUCUAAAGCGGAAUUGGCGACUUACAAGAUGGUCUUUGACUCGGGAAUUCAAUUCCAUGGCUCAACGCAACAGUUUUUGUAUUCGGAUACCGUUAAUCCAACGGGUGACACCUCCUUUGGUUCUGUCACCAUCCCUGGGAAUGGCACUCUAGCCAUUAUUAUGAGAGAUUACUUCAUAUCUUUUGCUGUUACUCUGGACCCAAAUUCAGCUCUUUCAUCAUCAAGAGCUAGACCUGUGUGGCCAGGAUACCAGUCAACAAAUGACACUACUGCUAUCUUGCGCGUCCAGAACAAUGGUAUUACGAUCAGCAAAGACCCGGAUAUCAAUGCGCAUUGCCAAUGGCUCGCGUUCUCUGCACCUUAUUUGGAGAGAAUCUGA